Acaulospora colombiana is the source of this 276-nucleotide messenger RNA. NCBI's taxonomy places the organism in Eukaryota, Fungi, Glomeromycota, Glomeromycetes, Diversisporales, Acaulosporaceae. The record is from the annotation of a GenBank genome assembly.
AUGUAUUUCAUAUGCUAUUUGCAGAAGGAGAGGAGUCAUAAAUCUCAAAAACGCAAACACCGAAGUAAUAGUUCCGAUCGGAACUCUUCAGACUCUGAGACCGGGAAGGAUGGUGAUAGAGAUAAGAGAAACCACCGGGAUGGUCAUCAUCGACAUCACAGUCAUUCUCACAAGAAACACAAACAUAAGCACAGAACUCACGAGGAAGAACACGAAGAUGAACCUGUGCGAUUGUCUGAAUUCCUUAAACAUGGGAGUAGCAGUUCGGACGAAUAA